AUCUUCUCCUGGUGAAGUCGUGAUCUAUCCGUCUUCUACACUCUUCACACUGGAGAAGAAAGCAAUUUGCAGUAAAUCACAGUGCCUAAAUAUUAAAAGCCCGUUAAAAUUCACAAUUGCUCACUUCUCAAGAAAUUUUGAUUUUGUAGUUUCCCAAAUUUCUGUAAAUGCAAUCUUGAUUUCCAAUUUCCCGCAGAAAGAAUGUCAGAAGCAACGUCGCAAAGCCAACCUCCGGCGAAGGAUUUAAUCGGCUCCUACUUCCUCGAUCUCUGGUGCCACACUUCCAAAACCCUAGCCGUAAAACCCGAAACCAAAUAUGCGUCCGAAUUUGAAGAGGAAGAGGAGGAAUCUCCGACAGAGUUAGAUACUGUAAAUAGCUCCGGCGGCUUCUCGGUGGUGGGCCCCGACAAGCUUUCCCUUUUGUAUCCCAGCGUUAAUUUGCAUGGACACGACGUUGGAGUGGCGCAGGCGAAUCGCGCUGCACCAAUGAAGCGGCUUCUUUAUUAUUUUGAGAUUCAUGUAAAGAACGCUGGGUCAAAGGGGCAAAUUGCCAUCGGAUUUACUACCUCUGCUUUCAGACUCCGCCGCCAACCAGGCUGGGAAGCAAACAGUUACGGAUAUCAUGGUGAUGAUGGGAUGCUUUAUCGUGGACAUGGAAAAGGAGACACAUUUGGCCCAACCUACACAACUGGUGAUACAGUUGGUGGUGGUAUCAACUAUGCAACACAAGAAUUCUUUUUCACAAAAAAUGGGGUUGUAGUAGGCUCGGUGUAUAAGGAUGUCAAGGGUCCAGUGAUACCUACAGUUGCUGUCCAUAGCCAAAAUGAGGAGGUGACUGUAAACUUCGGAAAGGAUCCAUUUGUCUUCGAUCUUAAAGCGUAUGAAGCAGAACAAAGAGCUAAACAACAGAUAAAAAUUGACAAUAUCACAAUACCACAGGAUGCCAGUUAUGGAAUAGUUCGAUCCUAUUUACAACACUAUGGAUAUGAAGAGACUCUAAAGUUGUUUGACAUUGCUGGUCAAAGUACUGUGCCUCCCAUUUCUCUGGUUCCAGAAUAUGGUUUUAGUGAGGAAGACAGCAUGUAUGCAUUGAAUCAGAGGAGGACUCUUCGACAGCUAAUAAAGUCCGGAAAGAUUGAUGAGACAUUUUCAACACUUCGCAAGUGGUAUCCUCAGACUGUUGAGGAUGACACGUCAACCAUUUGCUUUUUGCUACAUUGUCAAAAAUUUAUUGAGCUUGUCCGGGAUGGGAAGCUGGAGGAAGCUAUAAUGUAUGGCAGAAGUGAAUUUGAAAAGUUCAAGAAGUUGUCAGGGUUUGAUGAUCUAGUUAAGGAUUGUGCUGCUUUAUUGGCAUAUGAACAACCGAGCAAGUCAUCUGUUGGAUAUCUUCUUCAAGAAUCUCAACGGGAGCUGGUAGCUGAUGCAGUGAAUGCUAUGGUUUUAUCAACAAAUCCAAAGUUGAAAGAUGCUAGCCUCUGCAUGCACUCAUGUCUUGAGAGACUGAUAAGACAGGUUACUGCUUGCUUUUUGGAGAAGAGGUCCUUGAAUGGGGAUCAGGGUGAAGCUUUCCAAUUGAGCAGAAUUCUCAAGAGUGGUAAGAAAGGUUAAGCCAGUUCUACCCGUAGACCAGUUAACCUUCUGUGUAUAUGUUCAGUUGACCUCCUUGGCUACCCUGCAUCGGGUUAUAAACUUGCGGUUGAUAUACACAACAGAAAGCCUUGAUCUGCAGCAGACCCCUAUUCUCCCGUGGUGGCAUCCUCUGGUUUGUGUUCACAACCGCUCAAUAGAUUAGAUGGAUGAAUGGGGUCGACAUACUGUAUUUCUAGAGAUAGAGUUGUCGUCGAACUGAAAUUGCUGGAAUUGUGAUGUACAGGUUGAUUGAUAUAAUCUUUUGUUAUGGUUGACUCUGUACAUGAGGUUUAUCUUCCACACAAACGAGCUACAUUUCGAUUUGGAUGGUGAACUACUUUCGGAAUGCUAUUCCUUUUUCAAA
Molecule: messenger RNA, 1993 nt
Organism: Sesamum indicum (sesame)
Lineage: Eukaryota; Viridiplantae; Streptophyta; Magnoliopsida; Lamiales; Pedaliaceae
Gene: RANBPM
Product: SPla/RYanodine receptor (SPRY) domain-containing protein
Molecular function (GO): protein binding
Source: RefSeq, a predicted model, not a curated record